Bicyclus anynana (squinting bush brown) is the source of this 4031-nucleotide messenger RNA. It is a transcript of the gene Ets97D, whose product is annotated as DNA-binding protein Ets97D. The transcript is spliced from 11 exons. Gene Ontology annotation, molecular function: DNA-binding transcription factor activity, RNA polymerase II-specific; sequence-specific DNA binding. The record is from RefSeq and is a predicted model, not a curated record. The coding region runs from base 191 to 1528 and encodes 445 amino acids. Gene Ontology annotation, biological process: cell differentiation; regulation of transcription by RNA polymerase II. NCBI's taxonomy places the organism in Eukaryota, Metazoa, Arthropoda, Insecta, Lepidoptera, Nymphalidae. Gene Ontology annotation, cellular component: nucleus.
UUUAUUGUCUAUGAUAUCUCGUUUUGGCGCACGCGGAAGUGGCUUUGCUUGCAUUUCCUUUUCCUAAAAAAUUUCAAAUAAUAUUCUAAAGUUUUUAAACAAUAUUUUCGGGCUUAAAAUAAAAAUACUUUCAAUAGAUCACCGACAUUUUUAGAAGUCUUGUGCAGUGGGUGUUAUAUCACUGUCCCCAAUGGAAGUGGCGGACUUAAAUGAUUUGCUUAAUGUUAGAAGUAUUAAAAUGGAAACUGGCGAUAGUACAUUUGUUGACGCUGAAUGCGCGGAAACUUCGGAUCCGCUUUCGCUAAUACCACAAUAUGUGACCGAAUCCGAUUUAGGGUUGAUGCAAACUGGCACUGAGAUACUGGGUGCACCGCUUACUGUGUUUACUGAUGCUCCGGACGAUGAUGAUACCAUGCAAAGCACUGAUUCCAGCGAAGAAGUAAUAGUUCAACUGAUGGACAUAAGGACAAGGCUUUCCCGUCUCCGUGCCAUGCUUGAGAGGAGGCUCAAUACUGACUUAUCAGAGUAUACUUUCUGGCUUCAGGAUGCUAAGAUGCUCGAAAACCAUAAGACGUUGGUGGAGCAAUGUAUCCGAGGGUCUGGAGUGGUGCAGGUCAACAUUCAGAUCCGAGCGUCACAGAAGAAGAUCAACAUCAUGGAUGUGCUGAAGCCUGACGAGGAACUGCUCCAACUACCUCAGGAGGAAGAGCAAGUGGAAGAAAUUCUGCCAGAGCCACAGGCAAUAGAGGUGGAUACGGUGCAAGAUAUUCCUCACGCGGCCGCCGUCAAAUGGGUGGUGGACUCCAACUUCAGAAACGACAACAGCCGAGCCAGAAUACCUGACGACCCUGCUCUGUGGUCGGUGCAGCACGUGAAGCUGUGGAUCCAGUGGGCGGUGCGCCAGUUCAACCUCACCGGCAUCAAGCUGUCCGACUGGAACAUCAGCGGCGUGGAGCUCUGCGCCAUCAACAACAUCGACUUCAAACAAAAAGUACCGUCAGAUCCGGGAGAUUUGUUUUGGACACAUUUUGAACUGUUGCGAAAAUGCAAAUUCAUAGCAGUAAUACAAAGCGAAGAACCUGUCAUGAAAGAGGAACUGGACUUGCCACAGUCUGCUAUCAAAAAGAAGCCCAAAUUGAUAAUCCGCCAGUCGUCGGAUGACGAAGGCGGUCAGUACUACACGUCGCGCAACGGCAACAACGGCCAGAUACAACUUUGGCAGUUCCUGCUGGAACUGCUCACCAGCGCCGAGUACUUCGACGUCAUCAGGUGGCAUGGCACAGACGGAGAGUUCAAACUUCUGGAACCGGAGAGAGUGGCCCGGUUGUGGGGAAAGAGGAAACACAAACCAGCGAUGAACUAUGAGAAGCUAUCCAGGGCCCUCCGGUACUAUUACGACGGGGACAUGAUAUCCAAAGUUGCGGGAAAAAGGUUCGUAUACAAAUACGUGUGUGAUCUGCGACAGUUGCUAGGCUACGGCGCGGGCGAGCUCGCGGAGUUGGUCAAAGAAGUCCACGACUCCAUGUAGCUGUGAUAACUACCUGUUUGUGUGAGCAUCACACUUCUGUCUUUAUGCGGUUGACGUUACCUUAUUACCAAUUUAAGGUCGUAGCAUACGUUGCGUGUUUACGGGCGGGACGUUUUGGAAAUAUCGUUUUGUGCGAAAGUGACAGCGACGCGCGGACGGGACGGGACGGGACGACGAGAUAUGGAAAUAUCGUUUAAUAUUAAUGUGACGUAUUAUUAUUGGCGUAUCUAGGAUUAUUUCCUAGGGUGGGCCCUUAAGGAGCCAGCUACUUACCGCUGAACAGAGUUGACACUCAUUAUAGUAGAGGAGCCGAAGAGGGGAUUUUUGCAGUUACUCGAGCGCGGCAGAUAAACAUAAGGGACUAUACCUUACACUUCGUCGAGUACCUCCACCGAGUAUGAGCCCUUAAUAUUGGUGGGUACGUUUAGGGCAACCAAAAAAAAAACUAACUUUAUAAAAACUCAAUCAGCAUAUCAGAUUAAGAUAAGGUAAGUGAGUUGAUAGCUAAAAACUGCACAUUUCGAAAAUCUGACGAUUUGAGCGUAACGUAAUGGAAUGGGAGGGUUUCAAAGUUACAAAAUUAAACCCUUAUAUUUUAGUGCUCAAGGUACGAGUGCGAUUAUUUUUUUACUUAUUUUUAAGGAAAUAAUCUCCUAAUUAAUCGCAAAAAUUUUCUUACAAUUUCAGUAAGCCAAAGUAAUAAAAAUUGUUUUUAAAGUCUGUAGUUUUUUUUUCCACCGCUAAAAGCGGAAAAAGUAAAUAACCAUUUAUUCUUCCUAUAAUUUAAUCUACCAAAUGUAAUCGGUCUCAAUGACGCUCGAGUAACUGCAAAUUUAGCAUCCCGGGCUCCCCUACUAUUAUAGAAAUGUCGUUUACAAUGUCUGUGGACGCUGGCCUCUGAAACGGGUCGACUGAUUUUAUUGACUAUUCUUUGUAUAUUUUGUAUUUUGGCGUCCAUCAUAGAAUUUUAAAUCGAUAGCCUAGUUCUAGAGUGGUUACUGGACCAUUCUAGCCCACCCGCUAUAUACGCCUAUGCGUGUUAUGCGACACUACGUCCCGUUGACGUCCCGUCUACGCCCUAAGUCCGCCGUGCAGUGAUGUAAUGAUGUUAGGGCCGGUGCACACCUAGCGGGCGUAUGAGCUCAAUGAAACACACGUUAGGCAUGUAAGUGGUGAUCUUGGCAGUUUAUCAUCAUGUUCACUGCGCAGCCAUACCCUUCAUUUUUAGGGAACCACAAGUUUGGCGAGAGUUAGCCUUCAUUCGCACGAGAGUUUUUUUAACGGACGUUAAAAAAGCGUUCAAAUUUAAACAAACGAACGCAUUCCCUAGUAUAUGUUCACGCGUCAACGUUUUAAAAACAGCUUUUUUUAUAGAGCUGCGUUGCAUUUUCAGUUUUGAGUAAUCGUGGUGUUGGAAAUAGACCUAUAUUUCUAAUACCACACAACGUUAUUUUCUACUUCAUACCAUACUCUACGCUCGCAAACGCUGGGUUUUAACGCAUCGCUUUUUUAACUCUCGUGCGAAUGAGGCCUUAUAGGUGUAUUCAGUGGCGUGAAUUUCAUAGUAGCGAAAAUGCAUUGCCUACCCUGAUGACUCAGUGUCUGUGUUGUAAAAACAAUUUCCAUUUAUUACAAUUUAUAUGUAUCUAUAGUGUUACUACCCUAGUUAAAAACCUUGUGCGCGCCACUGGUUGUAUAUAAAUAUAGUAACUAUACUAAAGCCACACUCGAGGUGUAAUAAACACAUUUAUAAUGAAGGUAGAAAAGAAAUGUCAUUUCAUACCUAAUUUAAUUUCAAUUAUGUACUCACUUAUUGUAUUUUUUUUUAUAAAAUUUUACUCAAAAUAUAUUAACUAUAUUUAUUUGUUAUAGGCUUAAUCAAAGGAGAUGGUCCAAAAUUGUAUAAAGCCCAGGAUCAGUCAUUGUACCCUGGCGGAAAUAAAAGAAAAUAUUUUUUUCAACUAUUUUUGAUUAUACAAAUCUACGGAUUCACUUUAAUUCUUUCGAAAUAAUUUUCAUUAUCUCCCAAGAAAUGCAACAAUAUAUAUUAAGGGUAGUAAUACCGGAUUGAUGACGUUUUCAAUGCAGUAAUCGAUUUGACGUUUGCUGUCAACUGUCACGUCAUAGUUGCUUUAUGGGCGCCAUCUUGAUUUAUCUCAAAAACUUUAUUUAUUUCUUUUUAUUUAAUUACAUUCACUUUAAUAAAUUUUAAUAGGAUCCUUGUAUUUUUGAAAUUUUAAAGGUACGGGGUACAAGAGUGGACCAAAAAUGGACCAUCUCCUUUAUUGUUAUUAAUUUAGGAUCAAGGCAAUUUAAUUUAUUAGGUUUAUUAAGUAAUUUAGUAUAUUAAUUUUUAAUUUGUUUGUUGAUAAACAUUGCACAGAGAGUUUGGCUUUAGCAUAGUAAUAAUACUAAUACUAAUACUAAGUAUCUACGCCAUAUUCUAUUUAAGCUCUAAAGAUGUAUGAUGUUAUGUACAAAAUAAAGUCUAUGUAUGGUUUUA